Messenger RNA from Betta splendens (Siamese fighting fish), 1422 nucleotides. It is a transcript of the gene rnmt, whose product is annotated as RNA (guanine-7-) methyltransferase. Gene Ontology annotation, cellular component: nucleus. The transcript has 11 exons. NCBI's taxonomy places the organism in Eukaryota, Metazoa, Chordata, Actinopteri, Anabantiformes, Osphronemidae. The record is from RefSeq and is a predicted model, not a curated record. The coding region runs from base 164 to 1306 and encodes 380 amino acids. Gene Ontology annotation, molecular function: mRNA 5'-cap (guanine-N7-)-methyltransferase activity. Gene Ontology annotation, biological process: 7-methylguanosine mRNA capping.
CAUUGGUCACGUGAUUUAUUACGUGCCCGUCACGCUACUCUGCGACACUUCCGCUUCGAAAGAUGGACGCUGUGUCGACUGUCGAGAAGGAUUGCUAGAGUUGGACAUCUCUAGUCAGACGCCGCUCAGAGCAUACACGUUCGGUGUACAAGUCUCGUGAAACAUGGAGCUUCAGUCUGUGACUGAGGAAGAGACCCCUACAGGAGCAGAUUUAAAGGGGAACAGACAGAAGGUGAGAGUGAAGACGAGACUUGACGAAGAACAUACACAAGACUCCACACCUACAAAAAAACAGGCGAACGAUCAUGGUGUGAAAGUUGCAACCCACUACAACCGUCUGCAAGAAGUUGGGUUGGCUGCUCGCAGUCAAAGCAGAAUUUUCUUCAUGAGGAACUUCAACAACUGGCUGAAAAGUGUUCUUAUUGGUGAGAUUCUUGAGCAGGUGCGGGGAGCAGGAUCUCAAGAGAUAUCAGUCUUGGACCUCGGGUGUGGGAAAGGUGGAGACCUCCUGAAGUGGAGGAGGGGAGGCAUCAAUCAUUUAGUUUGCGCAGAUAUGGCAGGAGUUUCGGUAGAACAGUGUCAGAUUCGAUACGAAGAGAUGAAGAGGAAAAGUUACGUCAAUGAGAAAAUCUUCAGCGCUCAAUUUAUCACUGCAGACUGUGCCAAGGAGGUGCUUUCCAAAAAGCUUGAUGAUCCUGAUCUGAUGUUCGAUGUUUGCAGCUGUCAGUUUGUUUAUCAUUACUCCUUUGAAACUGAACAAAAAGCAGAGAUGAUGCUGAGAAACGCCUGUGAGCGUUUGAAACCUGGAGGUUACUUUAUUGGAACCACGCCAGAUGCUUUCGAACUUGUGAAGCGGGUGGAAGCGUCACAAUGUCUUACAUUUGGAAAUGAGGUUUUUAAAGUUUCCUUCCAGUCCAAAGGGUCAUAUCCUCUGUUUGGGUGUCAGUAUCACUUCAGCCUUGAGGAUGUUGUGGAUGUUCCAGAAUUCCUUGUCUACUUUCCACUUUUCCAACACAUGGCCAAGCGUUAUAACAUGCGUCUGGUGUUGAAACAGAGGUUCUCUGAGUUCUUUGAGGCAAAAGUGAAGAAGGACAGUCAUCGUAGUCUGAUGAUGAAAAUGAUGGCUUUAGAGCCUUUUCCUUGUGAGGAACACGGUCAGCAGGCAACAGAGAGUUCAGGAGAAUAUUGCCAUGUUAAAGAUUAUUCCAGCAGAUGUGGCGUGAGAACACCACUGGGCACUCUAAGCAGAUCUGAAUGGGAAGCAGCCAGUAUCUACCUGGUGUUUGUCUUUCAGAAAAUGUCCUGAUGCUUAAGUCUUCAUUGGAUUCUGGAAUCGGCUGUUGUUAUUUUUGUUCUGUCUGUUUUUGACCAGUUUUUUCCCUUUGUGGUUUCAGUGGCUGUAUAAAUAAAAUGUGGAAAAUC